This is a messenger RNA of Annulohypoxylon truncatum, 822 nucleotides long. RefSeq names its product casein kinase II, regulatory subunit. The record is from RefSeq and is a predicted model, not a curated record. The transcript has 4 exons. Gene Ontology annotation, cellular component: cytoplasm; protein kinase CK2 complex. Bases 1 to 822 code for a protein of 273 amino acids. NCBI's taxonomy places the organism in Eukaryota, Fungi, Ascomycota, Sordariomycetes, Xylariales, Hypoxylaceae. Gene Ontology annotation, molecular function: protein kinase regulator activity.
AUGGACGAGUUCGCUUCCGAGUCCGAUAGCGACUAUACCAGCUAUUGGCGAGACUGGUUCAUCUCCUCACGCGGACACGAGUAUUUCUGCGAGAUUGACGAGGAUUACCUCACUGAUCGAUUCAACUUAACUGGACUCAACACAGAGGUCCAGUAUUAUCAGUAUGCUCUUGAUCUAAUUACAGAUGUUUUCGAUCUCGACUGCGACGAUGAGAUGAGAGAGACUAUUGAGAAAUCAGCUCGCCAUCUGUAUGGUUUGAUCCACGCUCGCUACAUUGUCACUACGCGUGGCUUGGCAAAGAUGUUGGACAAGUACAAGAAAGCUGAUUUCGGCAAAUGCCCGCGAGUCUUCUGCCAUUCUCAUCCGCUUUUGCCCAUGGGCCAAACAGAUCUCCCUCAUCAAAAACCUGUCAAGCUCUACUGUGCUCGGUGUGAGGACGUCUACAACCCCAAGUCUUCUCGGCACUCCAUCAUUGAUGGCGCGUACUUUGGAACUUCCUUCCACAACAUCAUGUUCCAGGUCUAUCCGGCGUUGGUUCCUCCCAAGAGCUCUGACCGAUACAUCCCCCGCGUCUAUGGAUUUAAGGUACACGCCACGGCUGCGCUGAUUCGCUGGCAAAAUACCCAGCGUGCAGACAUGCUUCGACGAUUACGAAAGCUGGAAAUAGAGAGCGGGUUUAAAGAUGAUCUUGGCGACGAUGAUCUCGAGGAGGAGGACGAGGAGGAAGAAGAUGUAGAACUCGAAGCCAUGGAAGGAGAGAUUCAAAAAGACGCACUCGGAUUGCUCCUCACUGUGACGCCUAAAACCCGUGCACCAGGAUGA